AUGCCCCACAACAAGGGCAAAACAGUUGGAAAGGCAGACAGGGCUGCAAGGAAUCUCAGGCAACUGGAAACCGAGCUUCGGCAUUUGCAAUAUGAUGGCACGGAAAUAUACGAAUCGAUACCUCGAUACUUCACGGACUCUGAAACAACAAGACAAACUUACGGUGAUAUUCCUCUUAGCCUAUUGAAUAUAUGCUACUGCAACUAUGCGCGGGCACAACACAAACACCAAUAUCUCGCAAAGUUCCGUGACAAUUGGCCGUUUCACGACUUUAUGGGUUGUUAUCUUCGAAAUCGUGUACAGUACACUAAGAAGCAGCACCCAAACUUGGACGACUCUGAGACAUCGAUGAGGAGAGGCGCCCACGGCCUCCAAAAAAAAAUCUGCUCAGAUCAUUGGCCCAGCAGUGCGCGCAAAAAGCGCAACCAACAGCGGGUCCCUCUAAGUUUUCUGGAUCAUAUGAUGAUGCAGCAUAUCACGACGAUGGUGAAUCGGAGCUGUCUGAACCACCCGAGAGCAUUCAUGCUAGUACUCCAGUACCGCGGCCUAAAUCUUCACGGUCACGACCAACCAGACGCGGAAGGUCGCGCAAAUGAGCUUUUGGUUCUGUCUCAGCUCACUGGAUUCGCUACCACUACACACCAGGUCCUCAUCUCUGCUCACCAUUUCUUCGACACCAAUAGCUUGUUGUUCAACCAUGUUGCUCAAAUUGCCGCCGCCAACUCAUUCAAGAUUGUCUCUAUCAUUAUUCUUCAUGCAUGCCGCUUCUCGAUUGAUCACAAAUGUUGUCCUGCUUCGUGUCUCCCUGAUUAUGCACUAGAUGUCUCGUUACAUUCGCCUGUUACCUGUACUCCUGUUACCUGUACUGUAUUACCUCACUCAUCAUCAGCAUCAAUAAUCGUACAAUUCCAGUGA
Messenger RNA from Suillus subalutaceus, 915 nucleotides. RefSeq lists its product as uncharacterized. The transcript has 8 exons. Bases 1 to 915 code for a protein of 304 amino acids. Lineage: Eukaryota; Fungi; Basidiomycota; Agaricomycetes; Boletales; Suillaceae. The record is from RefSeq and is a predicted model, not a curated record.